UUGCAUUUCUUCCAGAAGCCCGAACAGUAUUCGGAGAGCAAAUGCGUGCACGAACUUAGCCUGUUUGCUUGCUGGGCCUUCACAUCGUGAUGACCUGGACUAGAUCCCAAAGAAUGUGGCACCUUGGCUCAACGAGGGCAUUUCAUGGGCAGCAGCGACAGGAUCAGCGACAGCAAAGUGAUCCAAUGAUCUCCUCUGAAUGUUGCAGUUUACUGUGUUCGUUGCAAGUCCUUGUUCUGGACGUUGCGGAUCGAUCACGGAAGUAAUGCAAUCACGAGGUUACCGAUGUGACCCUAAAAUGCUGAAAGAAAUAGCGGGUUCAUGCUAGGCGUUAACUCUCAACUGUACAAGUUUCUGGGUUGAGACGGUUACAACGAGGCAACUCCUGGUAGGUUUUCGAGCUGGAUGUGGAGGUGCAUUGUAGGACCAGUCUGAUCAGAAGGCUGCCAAUGGCGGAAAUGUGUUUAUCAAAGCAGCAUCCCAUGUUGGUCGACGAAGUAGAUCAGCAAAGAAAAGGCGAUGAAUACGAGCGGCGAGCUGCGAACGAAGUCCGUGGCUGGGCAAUUUUUUGUGGCGAUUUCGAGAACGCAAUUAACCUGUUGGAGAAAGCUUGCAGUCUGUAUAAGCCCUUGAAAGCGUGUGAGACUCGUUUUUCUGCGGUGUCAUACUUACAGAGUCAAAACAGUCAAUCAGUCUUCAGAAACGGCAACAUGUGUCACUGAUUGAUUGGGGUUCUGAAGAGAUGUUCUGAAGUUGUUGCAAUUAGUGUAAUCACCUUCGACUUCUCUCGCGCUUUUGGCCAAGAAAAUUCAAGUUUAAUAUACUCGGGAAAGAAAAGUGUUGUGUUUGUAAGAUGUCUGCGAUAAAGUAACUUUCAGGGGCCUUCAUAAUUGAAACUUGAUUCCUUGCGUGGAGCUCGUAGUUGACAAGCUGGCUGGAGUGCACAUGAAGAUUGCGCGCUGCUACUUGAAGAUGGGAAAAGUUGAAGAAGCAGCUUCGACGUAUGUGGCGGCUGCUCAGUAUUUCAAGAAGUAUCCAAGCGAAGGCGCGGUAACAUGUCUAAGCAGAGCGGCUAUGCUUUUCGAAGAAAUCGGCCAGCUGUCCACGUCUGCCCGCUACUUUCAGGAACUUGGGGAUAUCUUUGAGGCAGAAGGCAAACUAUCGGAAUCCAAAGAACACUAUCGAAAUGCAGCAGAUCUUUACUUGGCAAACGAUUCUCAGGUUUUGAGCAACCAAUGCCGAACGAAGGUAGCAAAGCACGCGGCUGAGCUUGAACGGUAUACAGAAGCGAUUCCCUUGUUUGAAGCUUUGGCCAGGGACGCGGUGACUGCUGCCGCUUCAAAGAAGACGGUCAGGGAGAUGUUUCUCUAUGCCGGACUGUGUCACUUAUGCUCGGUUGGUGGCAAUGGUGGCGUCGUGAAAGAAGCUUUGAAACGCUUUCAGGAAGUCGACCCAAACUUUUCGAGCAGCCGUGAAAGUAAAAUCAUUUUUUACUUCGCAACUGCAUUUGAGAAGAAGAGCCGCAAUCUUUACACGGAGGUCCUCAACACUCAUGAAGUGCUGUUCCGAAACGAUCCUUUGGCAAGACUGCUUGCCAACAGAGGUCAGAAGAAACUGAAAGCCCUACCAGCUCGGUUGAAGACCACAAGACAGGAUUCCGAAGUACAGCAGGCGAACUUAGAUCAAUUGGGGGAACCUAUGACGGACACUAACGAGGAAAUGACACAAUGACUGACAGUGAGUAGUGGUGACACUGUGAUAUGGCAGCCUCGGUGGGUUGUUUGUGCAUGUCUCUUCCGAAUUCGAAGAUGGGAUGAUCAAAAUAAUUGGCAGCAGGAAGGGAGGAGGUUUAUGACAAAUCGAAUGGAUUGUGCGGGAGCUUGAAGUGGCAAGAUCCGGGAAGACAGAUGCUAACCUAAGUUAGGAUCUGGAGCUGGCAUUCGAAGUCCUGAUCUGAUUCACAUGUGACAAAGGACCUCAGGGGUUUCUACAGAUGGAUGUAAGAACAUCCCGUUCAGAUCAAACGCAUGGCUGCGUUUACUGUCCCCUGUAAUAUAUUAAAAAAGCCCUAUCUGUACAGACACGGAGUCUCAGAGAACCGGACGCAGAGACCGGGCACUUUCCAUCACAACAAGAUGUACACGAGACUUGGAAUAUUCCUCGCUGCUGAGUGAAGAAGAGACGAGCCUGGUAGUAGCAAUCUGAUCCCUGAUCAAACAACUCUCUGACACCCACAAUCUGCAGAAUAUAAUCGAAUCCGCCAUGCAAGUCAAUAUUCGACGUCUUGGGAGAGAGAUCCUUUCUGGAUGGCUUUUGUGCUUGGCGACGUUGCCACUCUAUCGAGGGUUUCACAUAUGUAGCUAAUCUGAUGAGAUCCAUGUAUCGGAGACUUCCACAAUAAUUAGCAUUUCACGAGGUUCUUUAGAUUGACCUCUGUACAUAGCUACCCUUGCAGCCGCCUGCCAGAUACAUGUUUGCACGGGUUUCCAAAUUCACGUGACAAGCAACUUGGAAAGCGGGCCAUCCGUCUUAAACACAGACGGAAUGAUUUUGUUCCGAGUCCCUUCUCUCUCUCUCUCUCUCUCUCUCUCUCUCCUCUCUCCUCUCUCUCUCUCGUACACUACUCAUUCCCUCAUCUCACAACUAGUCCCAGGAGUAGGCCGCCCAUCUCAUCCAUAUCCCCGUUUUUUGGCUGCUUCGAUGGAUAAGGACUUGUCCUCUCAUACUCAAUCAACUGCACUAGGCUCUACUGCUGUAGGUUAUGACGACCCUGGUCUGGUCGCUGGCUGUUCUGUAGCCAGAAUGUGUGACAGCGAUGAAGCCCCAAGGUGCCGACCUGGAAAGGGAAAUGCAAGGGAACAGAAGUGCCUGAAGGGAAAUAACCAGAAAGACGUUUCCGAAGGAGAAGAACCACAGAAACAACUGAACGCUGAAAUCAACUAAGAUUCGAGUAUCCAUCCAUCCUUCCGCCAUGACUCUUACUCGUAGCGAUAAUUGUCGACGAUCGGAGCCGAGUCUACCUGCUGCUACCAUUGAUGUCGACGUCGCCGCUCUAUCCACUCAAUAUCAGAAACCGCAGUGCUGCUAGCUGAACCAUCUACUCGAGCAGCUGUUAAUUUUCGAGGAUUAUGAACUUAAAUGUACUAUGCACUGGGCGAUGACAAGAUUUUGCGUGGAAGAAAUCUGAUUAUCCGCCGAUGGACUUAAGUCAAUCACGAGAAUCAGUCUAAAUGUGACCUCAGCACAGUCGAUCGCGGGACCCCGCUCGUUGUUGUGGUUUUAUUGCCACUGCCUUGCGUUCAUGGACUCUUACUCUCAGUCACAUCACAUCUCCUCUCGAGCUGGAGGUAAACUCUCAUCUGAAGACAAUUUUGUCAGCAGAGCGGGCGCUGCCGGUGGGCUACAGACUGCGCGAGCUAACUUCGCUCAAUCGAGCGCGCCUUGGCUUGAAUUCCAGCGAAAGCUCCGGCAGUGCGAGCUCGGACGACACCAGAGCCGGCGUUUCCCGCCUCUGAACUCCCACACCACAACCGUCCCGACCCCUACAAAGAUUUCUCGUACAGGAUUUGGACUCGUAGGCCGACGAGGAGCAGCUACCGAACCUAUGAACAAUUCUUUCUGCGAACACCAUGGGUCACCGUCACAGAUGACCAGAAACUUGAGAUAAGAUCUCUGGACCACAAGGGCUACCAGGUAUGGUGAAGGGGGUAUAAUAGCACGUGAAUCUGAAAGCGAAAGAACGAAGAAUGGCCUCAAUGGUUGCUUGCAAUGGUUUCAUGAGUAAGAUACGUAAGAUGAAACAAGAUGCAACGACAUUAUUCAAGUGAGCGCUUAAUGCUUACGAAGUGCCACCUGCACUCCCCGAUUGGAUAAAGCGAGUGUGUCUUAAGUACUGGUUUCCUCCGAAUGGUGACGAGAAAUCUGACUCUUUCCUCAUUGCCCCAAGAUGUGGAACUUUCGUACCCCUUUAGUGCUGACAGUUGAAAACAACAAUAAGAACAUUCUUUCCUGGACGAUCAAGUCUUUCUGGUUUCCUGAUGCAUCUCUAACUCUAUUCAUGAAACUGAAGUACGAUAGUCGUAGAGCACAGAGAGGAUGGCAGUUUUAGUUCUCAAAGCUGACGAGUACAGACGUGUCUUUCAGUGCAACCGAA
This is a messenger RNA of Marchantia polymorpha subsp. ruderalis, 4153 nucleotides long. Lineage: Eukaryota; Viridiplantae; Streptophyta; Marchantiopsida; Marchantiales; Marchantiaceae. The record is from the annotation of a GenBank genome assembly.